Messenger RNA from Cuscuta campestris, 5245 nucleotides. The record is from the annotation of a GenBank genome assembly. Lineage: Eukaryota; Viridiplantae; Streptophyta; Magnoliopsida; Solanales; Convolvulaceae.
GGAAAGGAAGCAAUCCAGAAUUCGGACGGGUUGGACUCCAGUCUGAGUCUAAUCAAGUCAAAAUUCUCGGUGACUGGCCGCGGCUGUCAGGAGCCCGCGACUCCAGCUCGCUACCAUGAACGGCGAUGGCCGGAACAAUGGCACCACACCAGAACCGCCGGGAGGCUCCACGUCACGCCGGCUUUCCUUCACCAAUGACGACGAGCUUUGGGGAUUGUCGCUGAAUGACGACGAAGAGGCCACCGUAGGGGAAUCCAACCCCGUGAAGGACCCCAGAAGAGUCGCCAGAAAGUACCAGAUUGAUCUGUGUGAGAAAGCUCUAAAAGAGAAUGCUGUUAUAUAUCUUGGAACAGGUUGUGGGAAAACACAUGUUGCUGUUUUGCUUAUGUACGAGAUGGCCCACUUGAUUCGAAAACCCCAGAAGAAUGUAUGCGUUUUUCUUGCUCCAACAGUGGCUUUGGUUGAGCAGCAAGCCAAGGUCAUUGAAGACUCAGUUGAUUUUAAAGUUGGGACAUACUGUGGGAGCUUGAAGCAUUUAAAAAACUAUCAUGACUGGCAAAAGGAAUUGGAGCAAUAUGAGGUCCUUGUUAUGACCCCUCAAAUCUUGCUUCAUAAUCUUUCCCACUGCUUUAUUAAAAUGGAAAUAAUCACUCUUCUUAUCUUCGAUGAGUGCCACUAUGCUCAAAUUGAAAGCAGUCACCCUUACGCUGAGAUUAUGAAGAUAUUUUACAAAUCAGAUUCAGAAAAAUUACCCCGGAUAUUUGGCAUGACAGCAUCUCCCAAAUUAGGGAAAGGUGCGUCCAUUGAAGGUCUCGAGAAGGUAUUACGUGCCAAGGUAUAUUCAGUUGAAUGUGUGGAUGAACUGUGCCAAUUUGUGGCAUCUCCAAAAGUCAAUGUUUACUACUACACUUCAACCACAGAGGGUUUUGUUAUGGCAUACUCUAAUAAACUUGAGACACUAAAGCACCAGUUUGUAUCAGAGUUGCACAAGCGAAUUGGUGAUCAGUCUACUCUUAUGAACACUAAAAGGUUGCUUAGAAGGAUGCAUUCACAUCUGAUAUUUUGUCUUGAAAACCUAGGCCUUUGGGGGGCAUUAGAGGCUAGCCGUGUUCUAAAUAAAGGUAAUAAUUAUGAGCCAAAAGGGAACGCCAUCGACAACUUCAUAUGUGAUAGAUACCUAACUCCCGCUGCUGCAAUAUUUGUUUCUGGUUGUAGAAGAGAUAAUUUGACAUGUUUGGAGGCCCUUGAAGAGCCUUUUUUCUCCAAAAAGAUGUUACGACUCAUUCGUAUCCUUGCCGAUUUUAGGGUUCAACCGAAGAUGAAAUGCAUAAUUUUUGUGAAUAGGAUUGUGACUGCCAGAUCUUUGUCAUCUAUACUUCAGAAUCUAAAGCCUUUAUCUUUAUGGAAGUGCGGUUUUCUUGUUGGGGUCCACUCAGGAUUGAAGAACAUGUCACGCAAACAUACAAAUGCCAUUCUUGAUAAAUUCCGCUCGGGUGAGCUCAAUCUGUUAAUUGCAACCAAGGUUGGAGAGGAAGGUUUAGAUAUACAAACAUGCUGCUUGGUAAUACGUUUUGAUCUUCCAGAAACUGUUGCCAGCUUUAUACAAUCAAGAGGCCGUGCACGUAUGCCAAUAUCAGAAUAUGCCUUUUUGGUUAACAGUGACAACAAGAAGGAGCUUCAGCUAAUCAAUCAUUUUAAAAGGGACGAAGACAAAAUGAAUGAUGAAAUCCAGUUCAGAAAAUCUCCAGGGACAUUUAAUGAUUUUGAUGAAAGAACAUACAAGGUGGAUGCUACUGGAGCAACAAUCAGUGUUGCAUCAAGUAUUUCAUUGCUUCAUAGAUAUUGUUCGAGGCUUCCGCACGAUGAGUUUUUCAAUCCCAAGCCACAAUUCUAUUUUAUUGAGGAUACUGAAGGAACUCUUUGCCGGAUAAUCUUACCUGCCAAUGCUCCAAUUUAUCAAAUUGAAGGUGCUCCACAAUCUUCAACCGAAGCAGCUAGAAAGGAUGCCUGUUUGAAAGCGUGCCAGACAUUGCAUGAACUUGGAGCUCUUACUGACUAUCUUUUACCAGAUCUAAAUGGAAAAUAUGACAAUAUGGAAGACUUCUCGGAUUCAGAGGACUCUGAUGAUGAGGGUUCACGAAGAGAACUCCAUGAGAUGCUCGUUCCGGCCGUCUUUAAAGAACCGUGGAUUGAAACGGAAAGCCCUGUUUGCCUUCACUCCUAUAGUAUUGAGUUUUAUCCUAAUCCUGUUGAUAGAGAUUAUAAGAAGUUUGGCCUUUUUGUCAAAGCACCACUGCCACGAGAUGCUGAAAGAAUGAAACACGAUUUUCACUUGGCUAAUGGUAGAUCUAUAUUGACAGCGUUUUUUCCUUUUGGUGUUGUGGAAUUUGACACCAAUGAGAUAAACUUAGCAGAACAGUUCCAGCAGAUGUUCCUAAAAGUUAUUCUUGAUCGAGAGGAGUUCAUUCCAGAAUUCAAGGCAUUGGAAAGAGAGACGUUUAGUGAUUCAAGUUCAACAUUUUUCCUGUUGCUUCCACUGAAUUUGCAUGAAGAUAACACAACAUUUGUUGACUGGAAACUUGUGAGGAGAUGUUUGUCAUCACCAAUUUUUAAAAACAUAGAGAAUGCUUAUGACGAUAAGAUUUCUCAACUUCAUAACCAUUUGCAACUUGCUAAUGGUCCAAAAAGUUUUGAUGACAUUUUGAACAGCUUGGUGUAUAUGCCGUGCAAGGAUAAAUUUUUCUUCGUCUCUGAUAUUGUUCUGAAUAAAGAUGGGUACAGCUUGUAUAAAGAUUCCAAAAAUCAUGUGGCACACUAUGCUAACCGGUUUGGCAUUCAUCUCUUGUACCCUGGACAACCACUUCUUAAAGCAAAACAACUUUUCUGUCCUAACAAUUUACUAAGAAAGAAGGGGAAUGCAGAGUUGCGUGAAAAAGAAGAGCACUUCUUUGAACUGCCUCCAGAACUUUGUCAGCUAAAGAUUCUUGGUUUCUCAAAAGACAUUGGAAGUUCCUUAUCAAUUUUGCCAUCCUUAAUGCACCGACUUGAAAGUUUGCUUGUUGCUAUCGAAUUGAAGGAACGACUAGCUGCUGCUUUCCCCGAGGGAGGUGAUGUCACUUUAGACCAUGUUCUUGAAGCAAUCACAACCGAGAAAUGUGGUGAGCACUUUUCUUUGGAAAGGCUUGAAGUGCUUGGUGAUGCAUUCCUUAAGUUUUCGGUUGGGAGGUAUAUAUUUCUCUCGAACAAUGCCCUUGAUGAGGGGCAGCUGACGAACAGGCGUUCAAACAUUGUAAACAAUUCCAACCUUCAUAAGCUGGCAAUUAAAAGUGGAUUACAGGCAUACAUUCGUGAUCAUAUAUUUGAACCUGACCAGUUCUAUGCACUGGGUCGUCCUUGUCCAGUAAUAUGCAGCGAGCAAACAGCAGACACCAUACACAUGCUUUCUAGCACCGAGAAGAAUGGUGCCAAUGUUGAAGUCAAAUGCAGCAAAUCUCAUCACUGGUUGAUGAAGAAAACAAUAGCAGAUGUGGUUGAGGCCCUUAUUGGGGCCUUUAUAGUUGAUGGUGGUUUCAAAGCAGCUACUGCAUUUCUUAAAUGGAUAGGCAUCCAGGCCGAUUUCACUGUCUCACAAGUUGGUGAUAUCUGCUCUGAAAGCGCAAGGUUUAUGACCCUUGCUGAUAAAAUAGAUAUUGCAGCUCUCGAAAAAAUAUUGGGUCAUCACUUUGUCCACAAGGGUUUGCUUAUACAGGCAUUUAUCCAUCCUUCCUAUAACCAUCAUGGUGGUGGUUGCUACCAGAGACUGGAGUUUCUUGGGGAUGCAGUCCUAGAUUAUUUAGUCACAUCUUAUCUCUAUUCCGUUUAUCCCAAACUGAGGCCUGGCCAGUUCACUGAUUUGAGAUCAGCUUCAGUCAAUAAUAAAACCUUUGCUGACAUUGCUGUACGUCAGUCCCUCCAUAAGCAUAUUAUUUGUGAUUCAUCCGUUCUCCAAGAGUCAAUUACAGCAUAUGCCAAUUUCACGGGAAACUCAGAUUCUGAGAAAGGCAUGAUUGAAAAACCAUACCUUCCCAAGGUUCUUGGUGACAUUGUGGAGUCUUGUAUGGGUGCCAUUCUUCUUGAUACUGGGUUUGAUUUGAAUUCCGUUUGGGAAAUAGUGCUUUCUUUUCUGGACCCCACAAGCUGCUUUUCUAGGUUGCAGCUCAAUCCUUUAAGGGAACUUAUUGAGCUUUGCCAGUUUUAUGGAUGGGAUUUGAAGUUUCAAAAACUAAAGAAUGCUGGCAAUUGUAAAGUUGAAGCAGAAGUGAAAGGGAAAGAAGUUUCCGCUACGGCAUCUGCUAGUAACAAAAAUUCAAAAACUGCCAAACAAAUGGCAUCAGAACAAACCCUUGAACUCUUGAGGGCUAAAGGCUACACACUCAAGACUAAACGUCUUGAGAGAGUUCUCAAAAGUGCUGUCAAGAAUGAACCCAGAUUGGUUGGAUAUAAUGAAGUACCUUGCUUUGUCACUUCAAAAUUCAAGGAGCUGACAUUGCAGCAAGCUACUGUAAGUAGUGAUAGCUUCAACAUAAGACCUCUUUCUGAGAUACUCUCCAAGAAAUUGCACGUGAAGGCCAAACAUAUGAGAAAGAUCAUGUCAUCUGACGAUGGAUGUAAUGGCUGCAAUGAAGAUUCCCCUGUUAGAGGGAGUUCACGGACUGCAACAGCCAAGUCACGUUUGCAUCAAAUCUGCGUUGUUAACUGUUGGAAACCUCCUGUGUUUGAGUGCUAUGACGAAGUGGGCCCUAGCCAUUUAAAGGAGUUCAUGUUCAAAGUUACAGUAGAAAUUGAAGAGAGGUCUAGAGUCGCGGUUGUCUUGGGAGAAGCUCGGUUGAGAAAGAAGGAUGCUGCUGAGCAUGCAGCUGAAGGGGCGCUUUGGUACCUGAGGAAAGAAGGGUAUGUUUUGGAGUAAGUGAAUCUUGUGUUGUACAAUUCUUUGAUUUGAAGGCCAGCCAGUCACUAGACCUUCUCUUUUUAGUCUGAUUGCCUGUUUAUGUAUUAGGAUAUGUAUAGCAGCGCCAUGUAAUUACUUCUAUAUACGGAGUAUGUAUCUAUGCCAGAAAUUGUUCUUUAGAGCUCCCAAUGAGGAUUGAUUGUGUGUGUAACAUUAUUUGAAAAUGCCAAAGUCACCCCUCUCAUCACUCUCAUCCCAAACCUGUCCCGUUAAUGAUCAGUCUCUCCAUAUUUCUGCCCGAAGCAUGAUUUUCAACUA